Messenger RNA from Guillardia theta CCMP2712, 2388 nucleotides. RefSeq lists its product as hypothetical. The record is from RefSeq and is a predicted model, not a curated record. Gene Ontology annotation, biological process: cyclic threonylcarbamoyladenosine biosynthetic process. Gene Ontology annotation, molecular function: ubiquitin-like modifier activating enzyme activity; tRNA threonylcarbamoyladenosine dehydratase activity. Bases 1 to 2388 code for a protein of 795 amino acids. NCBI's taxonomy places the organism in Eukaryota, Cryptophyceae, Pyrenomonadales, Geminigeraceae. The transcript is spliced from 27 exons.
AUGUCGGAGCAUACGUGCAGGCUGGGGAAGGAGGAGACAGAGAGGUUGGUGUCGAGGGCCAAGAAAGACUGGAGAAGUGCGCUGUCCUUGUUGUGGGUUGCGGAGGACUGGGGUCUCCCGCCGCCCUGUACCUGGCAGGUUGUGAAGAGACUGAGGAAGAAGUCUGCUUCGAAGACUCAGUCCAUCAUGGUAGGAGCGGGAAUAUCUCGUCUGGGGUUGGUGGAUGGGGACAACGUUGAGACGAGUAAUCUGCAUCGUCAGGUCAUGCAUACUGAGGCACGAACUGGAGUGAACAAGGCAGAGUCAGGUGCCAUCGCUUGCAAGGCGAUAAACAGUAAACUGCAAGUCGAAGUCUACAAACAAUUCAUGAGCGUCGAUAACGCGCUGGAGCUCGUCAAGUCGUACGAUGUUGUGUUGGAUGCCAGCGACAACGUUGCGACAAGGCACUCUCGCUAUCUCACAGCCCCGACUGACACCAUACAGGGGGGGCCUUGCUAUCGGUGCAUAUUCCCCAACCCCCCUCCUCCAGAGACGGUGACAGACUGCUCGGAUGGGGGAGUCAUGGGGCCGGUCCCUGGGGCCCUUGAAGCGAUCAAAAUUGCCAUCGGGAAGUCAGCAGAGGAGGUCAUGGCGGGCCGGAUGCUCUUGUACUCGGCGCUCACGUGCUCCUUCCGCAACGUUCGCCUGAGACCUCGGAACUCCAGCUGUGCGAUCUGCGGCGACGACCCGGAGCUGACUGCAGUGAUUGCUGUGAAUGCACCUGGGCCAGGCUACUGCCCCGCAAACUCAAAACAGGGCGAGGAUCUGCCGGCAGGCAACUCCGUGACCUGUCAGGAGUACGCGGACAUCCGCAAGAAGGGAGUCAAACAUGUCUUGCUGGAUGUGAGGGAUAGAACGCAGUUCGACAUGCUGCACCUCAAUGGGGCGAUCAACUUGCCACUGGCGGAGCUAGAUAAGGAAGGGACCAAACUUGAGGACUUCUGCUCUGAUGCAGAGUCGGUCUAUGUAAUCUGCCGGCGAGGAAUCUUCUCGAGACAGGCUACCUUCAAGCUGUUGGAGAUGAAGGAAAGGGGGAUAUUUGUGUCCGACUCAGCUCUGGGUCAAGGGAAGGUCAAGAAUGUUUGCGGGGGACUCGUCAGCUGGGCGAAGUCGGUCGACGACUCCUGCCCAACGCAGCAACCAGAGCAUGCCAACUUCCCUGGCGUGAAGGUGCAGGGGGACAACAGGGCUAGCGAACUGAAGAGCAUCAGGGCUAGGAUUGCGGAGGUGAGGCAAGAGCUUGAGAUGGAAAGAGCAAGAUUGAGUGCUAAUCGACAAAGGCUGAAAGAAACCCCGCAAGAACAGUUUCUGCAAGACACGAGGGGGAAGCCGUACAUCCCUGACAAGAAGUAUCAUGGCAACCUUGCCUUCUCAAAGGCAUAUUCGUCCAGCUCGACAGAGUUGAAUGAAGUUUGGCCUCGUCAUGGAGGAUCUGCUCUGGAUGGAAACAUUUGCACCAUGUGGAAAAGCUCUUCAGAUCAGCAUGAAUGGUUGGUUGUGGACCUCGGUGCUCCUUUCGAAAUCCACAACGUCACAAUAUUCUGGGAUUCCUCUCUUUAUGCCACUGAUUAUGUUUUGGAAACUUCGUUGGAUCUGGUUUACAUGACCAAGGCUUCUACUCUCAACAUGUCAGGGACUGCUGAAACGACAGGAUUGAAACUCCCAAAAAUGCUGUUCCAGACACCACAGGUUUCGAAGGCGGUACACCGAAAGCGAUGGGCACACGGCAGAUUCAUCAGAAUCGCCUGCGUCCGCACGGCAGAGUCUGGUGGGUUUGGAGUUCGUGAAGUAGUUGCCUCCGGAGUCAGAAUUGGACAAGUUCAGCUGAAAGAUGACAUCUCCAGGAAGACAGAGAUGUCAGAUCAGGAAAGGAGCGCGAUAGACGCCGUCAAUGAUAUCAGGGAAUCAGCCCAGAACCAGGACGAUGUCAGCAAUGCAGAUGAGCUGCUAGAGAUGCUGCGCAUGGAGAUGGAGAAAACAAAAACACUGCAAGAUCCUAGCUCGCACUUCCGAAACCAGAGGAAAAUCAGUCAGAACCAACCGCAGCAAUGGAGAAAGAUUGUCUUUCACGAUCAAGAGCAAGCAGCGAUCUUCAUUCAUAACAAAGACCCUAUGUUCAUGAAAGAAGCAGCGUAUCGAAGUCUGUUCGAACACCCUCCAAAACCCCACGAAGACGCCGAAAGAGAUGAAGAUACGUGCUUCGACCCUUCAAUGGACAGGAAGAUUGGAGCUUUUGAUGGUACAUGCUGCCAUCCUACGGUCAAUCAGAUUCCUGAUCUGGAAUACUGGUCUGCUAGCAAGCCGCUUUUCGCUACCAGCAAUCUGUCAUUAUCAUUUAUGGUCGGGUAA